GUGAUAUGAUAAAGGGCAUGUGAAGAUAAAACAGCAAAUUUUGUUUUCUUUUGCCUCUUUCCCUGUCUGAAUGGGAAGCAACGGUCAAUCUUUUGUCCUUCGGCAGGUGGAGAAAUAGAGGGACCAAGGAUGUUCGGAAUUUGGCUACAACAGUCACGGGAAAUUGUUCUAAACCUUCACUCCUCUGCCAGAACUUAUAUAUCUCUUUCUUCAAUCUCUCUCUCUUUCUCUUUCUUAUCCUCCAUGAGUGGCUUCUCUUUUCCUUCAAGAAAAAUUGUACAUGUCUAAGAGCUCCAUGGCUUCUAGUUCUUCCUUUUCUUGCUCCCCUUUAUCUCAUGAUUAUGAGAGACCAGAUCUUGAAUCCAUAAAAGCACUUGUACUUGCAAUAAAUGAAUACUUUCUUGAGUUCUUAGGAAAUGCUGAUUUAUGGAAUUCUUUGAAAUCUCAGUGCAUUUCUAAGCUAAAUAUUAGAAAUCAGGAGUUCUUUGAAUUCUCUGAGCAUUCAGUCCUCUCAAAUCUUUACUGGGGCAUUGAAAACAUUGAAGCUGCAAUACAAGCAAAUUGCACAGGAGAGAAAACUACUCGGUUAAUGAACUCGGAAAGAAUGCUUCAAGCCCCAGCAUUGCUUGAUGAACAUGGAGUCACAGCUGGAAUUCAAAACCAUUAUUUGGUUUGCUGCUCAUAUUUUUACCUCUCAGCAGUUAGGAAGCUCCAAAAUGAUGAGUGGCAGGUUGCCCUGCAUUUUCUCCAAGCAAUUUUGGUCUCUCCAAGACUUGUUCGAACCCAACUUGCACCAGAACUGUGUGGAACUCUCUUUCCAUCAAGCACUGUUUUGGAAAUGGGGAUCAUGGUUCGAAAGAAUGAUAAUGAAUCUGUCACAGAUUUUCUUAAUGAGGCCAAUAUCAAUGAUGCAGUCAGGGAUAUAACAAGAAGAUGCAAACACUGGCUAAUGUAUUAUCAGAUCAUGUUAUAUGGAGCAACUCCUCAGUGGAAUUGCAUUAGCAGAAGUACAUCAUCCUAUAAUGGAGAAUCACAGCAUUUUUGGCAAGUGACUAACAGCAGUAACUCUUCAAAUUCAAUUGAGGAGGGACACUUCGUGCAAAAAUACAAGUUAAUGCAGGAUGAGAAAGUGCAUCCACUUGAUCCUCAAGAAUAUACAGCUGAUGAUACUGCAGACAAAACUAAGACAUGCAUGGAAAUUCAAGAACUUAAUGAUAAUAAUAAAUCUUUUAAUCAUUUGGAUCAAGUUCCAAAGUUAAAAAUUCACACUGAAAAGUAUACAAGCAUCAAAUGCCUCCAGGAAGUAUUGUUGGAAUCCCAAUCAGAUACACCAACUUCAGUAAAUUCAAGCUACAGUUAUUAUCUGGAAGAAGAUGAUGUGGAGGUAAACAUCGAUGAAAGUACAAGCUCAAUUAGAACUGCAGGUGAAGAUGAUCUGCAGCCAGCAGUUUGUGAACAGACACCACAGGCUUCUUGCUUGAAAUUAGAUCAAAUAUGCACAAUGAUGGUUUUUCCACAUGCUUCUCAACAAAAAGUGCAGGAAGUUGAUCCAGUAAAUAUUAGUAGAUUAUAUUCUGGUAGAUGCCCAAGUUCUAUCAGCGAUUUUGAUUUAUCCAUCUUGGAGCUUAGAAAUAGAAAGUCAGGCUCCUUCCUAGAUUGCAAUGUUGAAGACAAUUCAGCUCAGAGGCCACAAUGGAGACACAAGGCCCAAGUGACUGAUCAAGAAGCAACCACAGCACUUAAGAAUUGUAGGCUUAUGCAGAGGGAUGACCACAGCCAAAAUAGCAUGAAUGAAUUUUGUCUGCAUUCUGGAAAGGAUUCCAACAUCGAGUUAAUGACGAUAUUUGAGAAAGCUAUUUCAAGGCUAUGCUUCUCAGAAGGAUUAGCAAAAUGUGAAGAAGAAUAUGCUGUAGAAGUUACAUCCGUUUACAAAAUGUUAGACUGCAAAAAAGGAAUAAAAUACACAAUCUUAAAGGAAAUUAUUCUGGAUCAGCUGCUAACUGCUAUAUCAAAUUCUAAAGGGGAAAAUGUCUUAAGGGCAUCGAUAUCUAUUCUUUCAACUAUUGCAUCAAUAAACAAGUCAGCUAUAGAAGAUAUCAAGAAGAAGGGUUUGAGGUUAUGCGAUUUGGCAACUGCUCUAAAGCAAAAUGUGCAUGAGGCAGCUAUUCUUAUCUACCUGAUAGAACCAUCUCCAGUAGAAAUAAAGACAUUAGACAUUCUUCCAGAAUUGAUGGAGAUAGUGUGCACUUCAAAUAGAUAUAAAGGAAAACCAGCUUCAGAACUGCUGACACCUCCUGCAGCAUCAUUGAUGAUUAUUGAAAUACUAGUAACUGCAUUCGACUGUGCUACUAAUAACAUGCACUUGGCUGCUAUCAAUUCUCCUCGAAUUCUUAGUAGGAUCUUAGAUGUUGCUAGAGAAAAUAAUUUGGAAGAGUGCAUCUCUAUGGCCAACAUUUUGAUAAAAUGCAUGCAGUUUGAUGGACAAUGCAGAAAACAUUUAUCACAAAUUACUCCUGUGGCUCCAUUUAAACAUCUCCUAAAAAGUAAUGUGAAGCGUGCCAAGUUCACAGCUCUUCAGUUUUUCCAUGAAAUCCUUUGCAUGCCAAGGUCAUCAGCCAUUAGCCUUUUGCUACGGAUACGUAAAGAAGGAAUUGAUGAGAUUAUGCACUUGCUGUUGCAGUGUGUCCAACAACUUCAACCUGAUUACCAACUUCUGGCAGCAAAUUUAUUUCUGCAAUUAGAUGCUUUGGAACAUUCAUCUGGAAAAAGUAUGUUCAUGGAAGAGGCCAUGCAAAUCAUCCUCAAGUCAGUGGGGUCUGAAGAAAACUCUACUUUGCAGCAACUAUCUACUUUCAUUCUGGCAAACAUUGGAGGAACUUAUAGUUGGACAGGGGAACCAUACACAGUUGCAUUGCUGGUGAAAAAGGCCGGUGUGACCUCUGUGUAUCAUCGGAAUAUGAUCAGAAAUUUUGACUGGUCAGAUGAAAGCCUGCAGGAUGCAGGAAUUGACUCAUGGUGUAGCAAGAUUGCAAAAGGCAUCAUUAGUACAGGAAGACCUGUCUUCCAAGCUUUAGAUACAGGUAUAAGAAGUAAGAUCAGGAAGGUCUCUCGGAACUCUCUCACAGCAAUUGCAUGGAUUGGAUGUGAAAUUUCCAAGUAUCCAAACAGCCUAAGAAAUUCUGCAUGUGAAAUACUGCUUAAUGGGAUUGAGCAAUUUCUGCAUCCAGGAGCAGCAUUUGAAGAAAGACUUCUUGCCUGUCUGUGCAUUUAUAACUACACUUCAGGCAAAGGGAUGCAGAAACUAAUCCAUUUCUCAGAAGGGGUAAGGGAGUCCCUAAGACGUUUUUCAAGUGUAACCUGGGUGGCUGAGGAACUACAUAGAGUAGCAGACUUUUAUUUGCCCAACAAUUCUCGUAUAUCCUGUGUACAUACACAAAUUUUAGAGGCAAAGCACAACAGCAGUGGAGCAGUAACUGCUCUUAUCUAUUACAUGGGACUGCUUUUCAGUGGCUAUUCUGAUGGUUCGAUUAAGGUGUGGGACAUCAAACAGCAGUCAGCCACUCUUGUAUGGGACCUGAAAGAGCACAAAAAGGCAGUCACAUGUUUUUCACUCUUUGAACCUGGGGAAAGUCUUCUAAGUGGAUCUUCUGAUAAGACAAUCAGGGUUUGGCAAAUGGUCCAUAGAAAAUUGGAGUGCAUUGAAGUUAUAGCAAUGAAGGAAUCAAUUCAAAAGAUAGAAACAUAUGGCCAAAUGAUUUUUAUUAUCACCCAAAGCCAUGGGAUGAAGGUGUUUGAUUCAUCCAGAAUAGUCAGAGAGAUAAGCAAGACUAAGAAGGUGAAGUGUAUGACUGCAAUCCAGGGAACGCUUUACAUAGGCUGCAUGGAUUCAAGCAUACAGGAAUUAGCCAUUGCAAACAAUAGGGAGAGAGAGAUCAAGCAGCCAAUAAAGAGUUGGAGGAUGCAAAAAAAGCCCAUCAAUUCUAUUGCUGUGCACAAAGAUUGGCUUUACAGUGCAAGUUCAAUCGUUGAGGGUUCAAAAGUUAAGGAAUGGAGAACACAUUACAAGCCCCAAAUGUCAAUAGUAAUAGGGAAAGGCAGAAACAUAGUAGCAAUGGAAGCAGUAGAAGACUUUAUAUACUUGAAUUGCAGCUCAUCAACUAGUACCCUUCAGAUAUGGCUGAGAGGCACACAACAGAAUGUGGGAAGGAUAUCAGCAGGCAGCAGAAUAACAAGCCUCAUCACUGCCAAUGACAUUGUUCUAUGUGGUACAGAGAAAGGAUUAAUCAAGGGCUGGAUACCACUCUAAAGGCAAAAGUAUUAUGUGAAGUGGCUAGAAAAUUCCACUACUGGUGUUUGGAGUCAGAUUUAAAUUUCAUGUAAAUAUAUAGCCAAGAAAGAAUAGAACUAUCAUUAUCAAAAUCAUAUGUUGAAAAAAUAUAGUUUUGUUAUUUGUAUUACAGUUGAACAACAAACCUGGAGAUCAUGAAAAAUUAAUUUAUAGCACUCCCAGGCCGCUUUUUUGGUUUUAAUUGAUCAUUGUAUACUAUUGGAUCUAAAUCUAAUGGGUAAUUUUUAUAA
Molecule: messenger RNA, 4578 nt
Organism: Hevea brasiliensis (rubber tree)
Lineage: Eukaryota; Viridiplantae; Streptophyta; Magnoliopsida; Malpighiales; Euphorbiaceae
Product: putative E3 ubiquitin-protein ligase LIN-1
Exons: 17
Coding region: 281-4306 (1341 amino acids)
Molecular function (GO): protein binding
Source: RefSeq, a predicted model, not a curated record